AUGACUUCCUCUGUUGGCCUUGAGAACGUUCUCAACUUCCGUGAUGUGGGCAAAACGGUCAAUGACUUUUUGGGCACAAGGCGAAUUCGCGAAGGUUUGUUCUAUCGUGCCGCCAGGCCAGAUGAUGCCACUCUCUCAGAUAGACAGGCCAUUAGAUAUGACAUUGGUGUCAAGACGAUCAUAGAUCUGAGAACCAAAACCGAGCACCUCAACCAAGCAAAAAGACGAAAGGAACAGUCCAGUACACAUGCUCUCGUGAAAUCCAAUGAAGCUCUUGCUGAACCACUCCAAAUAUCUGGACUGGACUAUCGACAAGUCAAAGUCACAGGGCGUGCCUUCGAACUGUUCCUCCUAAGUCAGCUCUCAUGGUGGGACUUCUUCCGUGUGGUGUUUCUGUUUGUUUGUGGCUACCGCACUAAAGCGAUCAAUAUCCUUGGGCAGCAAGUCAUGAUCCCUCGCGGACUUGUAGGUUUGGGUCUCGAUACGCUCGAUCAAUCCACUCGGGAGAUUCGUGAGGCUCUAUCACUUUAUACCGACCAGGCUGCUCUUCCUUCACUCGUUCACUGUACUCAAGGCAAGGACCGUACAGGUCUCAUUUGCGCGCUUGUGCUUAUGAUUCUUGAUGUUCCUAUCUCGGCCAUUGAGUAUGACUAUGCUCUCAGUGAUGAGGCCCUCAUUUCUGAACGUGAACAGCGUUUCAUUGAGAUUCGUGAAAUCGGAUUGACAGACGAGUGGCUUCACUGUGCGGAUGAUAUGAUUGUUGGUAUUCAAAAACACCUCGACGACAAAUAUGGUGGACUGAAUGCCUACCUAGAUGGCAUAGGUUUUGGUGCAGAUGACAGAGCAAAGAUACGUGAUCUUUUGCUCUAUUAG
Fusarium tjaetaba is the source of this 873-nucleotide messenger RNA. RefSeq names its product tyrosine serine phosphatase. Gene Ontology annotation, molecular function: phosphoprotein phosphatase activity. The record is from RefSeq and is a predicted model, not a curated record. Lineage: Eukaryota; Fungi; Ascomycota; Sordariomycetes; Hypocreales; Nectriaceae. Gene Ontology annotation, biological process: dephosphorylation. The transcript is spliced from 6 exons. The coding region runs from base 1 to 873 and encodes 290 amino acids.